AUGCGCUGCUCGCCUCAGCUAUCCCACCGCGACUUCGUCGCCGUGCUCUCCCGCUGCUCUACCCGCGCGCACCUCGAGCAGCUCCACGCCCACGCCUUCGUCACGGGGCGCGCCGCCGCGCAGACCACCACCUUCCACCUCAUCCGCUUCGCCGCCCUCCGCGUUUCCUGCCUCGCCUAUGCCCGCCACCUCUUCGACGCCACGCCUCACCCCAACGUCUUCCUCUACUCCGCAAUUCUCUCUGCAUAUGUCUCCGCAUCAGCCGCCGCCUCACCUCCAUCCUACGGCCACGCCCGCGACGCGCUCGCCCUCUUCCUUCGCAUGCUUCGUCACGGCCGCCCAGCGCCUAAUCAGUUCGUGUACCCGCUCGUGCUCCGCGCUGCCUGCGGCGUCGGCGUCGGCAUUGUCAGGUCGAUCCACUCCCACGCCUGCAAGAGCGGCUUAUGUGGAUACGAUGUCAUAAGGACAUCACUCCUCGUUGGUUAUUCGAGGCACGGUAUGAUGGCCGACGCGCGCAAGCUGUUUGACGGUUUGACCGAGAGGAACGUGGUCUCCUGGACCGCGCUGGUGUCCGGGUAUGCAAGGGCAGGGAAGGUUGGGGAUGCGAUCGUGCUCUUCGAGCGGAUGCCCGAAAGGGACGUGGCUGCAUGGAAUGCAAUCAUUGCAGGCUGCUCUCAGAACGGGUUGUUUGUGGAGGCGGUUGGGAUUUUUGGGAGGAUGGUGGGCACGGGGUUCCGGCCAAAUGCAACCACCGUUUCUUGUGUACUAUCUGCGUGUGGGCAUCUUGGGAUGCUGAAGAUUGGGAAGUUGAUCCACUGCUACGCGUGGAGGACCUGCGUUGGUUUUGGCUCAUCCGUUCUGAAUGGGUUGAUUGAUAUGUACGGUAAAUGUGGGAAUCUGGAGGGGGCAAGGUGGAUCUUUGAUGAGGUUUCUGAUAGAAGCCUAACAACUUGGAAUUCUCUGAUCAAUUGUCUGGCACUGCAUGGGCACAGCAAGUGUGUGAUAUCUGUGUUUAAUGAGAUGAGGGGUGAAGGGGUUGAACCUGAUGUGGUCACCUUCGUUGGACUGUUGAAUGCAUGCACUCAUGGAGGGUUCGUUGAUGAAGGCAUUAAGUACUUUGAAUUGAUGCAGCAUGAGCACGGAAUUGAACCAGAGAUUGAGCAUUAUGGGUGUAUCAUCGACCUUCUUGGCCGGGCAGGCCGGUUUCAGGAUGCAUUGAAUGUUAUCAGCGAUAUGAGAAUUGAAGCAGAUGAAGUCAUAUGGGGGUCAUUGCUCAAUGCAUGUAGAGUACACAGACAAGUAGAACUUGCUGAGUUAGCAAUUCGAAAGUUACUAGAGUUGGAUCCAAAUAACGCAAACUAUGUGCUGAUGCUGGCAAAUGUAUACAGUGAAGGUGGCUUGUGGGAAGAGGUGAGGAAAGUAAGAAAGUUCGUGAAGGAGGAGAAUAUAGGCAAGAAGCUGCCUGGUUGUAGCUGGAUCGAGGUGGACCGCAAGACACACCGGUUUUACUCUGGUGAUGAUGCCCAUCCUGAGUCAGAGAAUAUAUAUGACACUCUUGAUGAUUUAGCUGCCUCAAUGGAAUUCUGA
Miscanthus lutarioriparius is the source of this 1587-nucleotide messenger RNA. The record is from the annotation of a GenBank genome assembly. NCBI's taxonomy places the organism in Eukaryota, Viridiplantae, Streptophyta, Magnoliopsida, Poales, Poaceae.